Molecule: messenger RNA, 3959 nt
Organism: Laetiporus sulphureus 93-53
Lineage: Eukaryota; Fungi; Basidiomycota; Agaricomycetes; Polyporales; Laetiporaceae
Exons: 16
Coding region: 37-3879 (1280 amino acids)
Source: RefSeq, a predicted model, not a curated record
GCCGCGAGGCUUUUCGGCUGUGUGCUCUGCUCUGGUAUGGCUACAGUCAAGGCCCUCGUCGACCUCUUCGAGCGGCGGUCCGCCACAGCGUCUUCUAUAGUUGAGUCGACUCGAAGCUCGCUCAAGAAAUCACCGGCAUCGGUCAAGACGAGCGAGCAGGUUGAACUUGGAGCAGCGCCCGAGCCAGAUAAAUUUCCAGCUCAAUCUCCUCGACAUGAUGUCCCGCCUAGAUUGCUUGUCCAUCCUCUGCUACGACGUCGGGAGCCAAGCGGGACGGAUGACACUGAUGAUCUCGUCUUUGCACCAUCUGCUACUGUGCAGGCGCACUUCCACAAGUCUGAUGACAUCGCGGAGCGAACGGCAGACAUCACGGAUGAAGCAUUGACCGUCACGGGGCGUUCCAACGCGACAGUCUUGAGUGAGGCCGCCCUCUACAAGGAAAGUCUGGACCUCAGUCGCACAGCUGUCGACGACGAUGCACGACACAAUGAAAUGGAGAUGGAUUCAUUACUCCCAGUAUCCUAUGCAUCGCCAUCGGGCAUGUUCAUAUCGCCAUCCGACGCUUUCUCAUCUGCCAUCCUGCAACCGUCACACUCUUUUGCCUCUUCCGCGACACUAGUGCCAGGCCCGUCCCCACAUACACCCGUUCCAGUGUCUACGAUCUUUGCCCGCAAAGCUGCUCCGUUGUACCUUCCUAAGGUGGAUGACUACAUUAGCUCUAUCCCGGCCGCGGCUUUCCCUCUAAUACAGAAAGAAGAGGAUGCGAAGGGGACAUCUGCUUCUAUGUUCCCACCCAUGGACCGACUCGCUGCUACGGGCAAGACGCUUGCAGACUUGGAGCACAACUCUGUGAUAGCGCCAGGCUGGAGGAAUUGCAGCAGUAUACUCGCUAGUCUCACAAGCAUCGCACUUGGUGUCACCGGUUCCAGCUUGCUAGCGUCGUUUUAUAGCGUGCAGGGACUGUUCGACACCGUGCAGAUCUUCGCACUGAUCUUAAGCACACUUGUUUCCCAUCGAGACACGGAGGAGAGCGGGCUAAGGACACUGUUGCUCGUGAAGAUUCCCAAUUUGAUUGCUCUGAAUUUUGGCUCGAACAUCACGCAGUCGCUGAUACUGCUCGUCGGUCUCAUGAUAUUUGCAGGAAUGCUAUUGUACUACUUUCACCGCGUGACAUGUAAUUGCUGUUACCACAAGUUCCCAGAGGGCAUGCAGCAGAUCGCUUAUCCAAAGCACGCUUGGCUGCUCGUUAUCGUCAGCUUCCUUCUUACGGUAUUAUACCUGCCUAUCAGCACAAUGGCUGUUCAUGUCCUUGUAUGGUCCGACGACCUCUGGGUUGUGCCUAACCCAUAUGUGAAUGCGACCUCAAAUCCUCCGAAUGUUCCUCCCCUCGGUCCCGCAGAUCAAUUUCGUGCACCGUUGGACUUCUGUUGGACGACAACGAUGGAACUCGAUCAGUUUAACUACGCGCCAUUCAUUGUCAUUAUCGCUAUUGGAUCUUUCAUCGGGCUCACAAUCUGGUUUCCGAUCUAUCUUUACCGAGCAACAAAGCAAGUUGUUCCAGUGGUCGACCCGUAUACAGAGCUAGGCGUUCGAAGGAGCCGGAGUGAUAUGGACCGCGAAUAUCAGCGACUGCUCGAUCGAGAUCGCAACCCCUUCUCAUUCUUGUAUAACGGCUUCCGAAGAGGCUGGGGAACCUACGAAUGUGUCUUCUUACUUGCGAAACUGACCACACUAUUAAUCACCGAUGUCGUCGACCCCGAUAACUGUCUCUUCCGUACUCUUUCUCAGUCCCACGUUGUGAUUGCACGCCAGGUCGUUCUCUUGGCUACGAUGCUCCUGUAUUUUGUGUUGCAAUGCAUCUUUGCACCGUUUCUCGAUCCCGUCGGCAAUGCUUCCGAAUGGACAUCUAGGAUGAAUUAUGUAUUGACUUCUGCUCUCGCCCUCGCUGUUGCUUUCAAUAUACCCGACGAGGCUGCGGACAUCCUCAAUGGACCUGUGCUUUAUGUGAUCUACUUCAUAACUUAUGGAUUAUCACUGUAUUUUACCGUCAUCAAUAUGGAUUUAAUGCGCCGCCUUGUGAAGAGGUUGGCUCGCCGCAUCGACUUCAGCAUUGACAUUUUCUCUCCUCGGAUCGACCUCACUCCCUCGUCGCCACACGUCAAGAGGCGAAUCUGGCAGGAAGCGCUAACCACACUAAUAUUAACCAACUUCGACUGCAGGAUACCAAAAUCACAGCUCAUGGAAUUCGCUCAAGCCACAGAUAACGAGUAUCCGCCUUAUUUGCUGAGAUUCGCAGGGUCACCGGGUGAGCGCCAUGUUGAGAACCUGAAGAUCUUACGUGAUGUGGGAUCUAUGGCAUAUUACAGGGCGGUAAAGCUGGUCACCGGCCCUGAAAGCCCUCAAUUGCGGCAGCUGGAAGCGAUGAUACAGAAGCAUUUCGUUGGACCAGACUGCUAUUGGAGGCCGCAUGCAGAAGGCAUGGUUCCUUACAGCAGCUUUUUCGGGACGGCCUGGUGGAUCCCCUUCCCGCCCACGCUGGUCAUUCAUUAUGAUGACGGAGCUCUUAAGACAAUACGAGACGUUUCGCAAUUUGAGCUGUAUGUGAUGCAGAACUCCAGUCAUCACGUCCAGCGGAGACGCGAGGUACGACUUGCGCUUCGGGCACUUGACGGUCAGGUCGUCCGCUGGCCACACGAUUAUACGAAGAGCAGUUGCGACGACGAAAUAUGUGGCUGCUGUCGGCGACAAUCUGCGGCGGGUGAAACUCUCCACUACGAACAAUGUUCCUUCAAUAUCAAGCGGCGCGGAGAAUUGAUGUGGGAUGGCGUCGACUUUGGUAGCGGGUUCGAACUGGAGCUGGUGUACACGAACAAAGUCAAGAGCGACGGUUCUGCUAUCGGUCUUACCGACGACUUCGAGAUGACCCGUCCACUUGCCCGUUUCCUCGCGAUGAAUCGAGCGCUGCUUGAAACCCAGAUGGUAUACGUUGAGGCGAUCCUGCGCAGUUAUCGACAUCAUCACCGACGAGAAUGCGAAUGGAAACAAGACACUCUGACGUAUCGCUUCCUCACCGCUGUGUAUGACCAGCCUCGACCCCCGGCUGAUGUGACGGAAGUGGUCCUGAAGUUAGAGCGAGAUCCACGAGUUCAGGAACUGUUCAUUCAGAACGAGACCGCGCUUGGAUAUACGUAUGAGAGGUUAACGGCUGUUUGUGGUUCUGCGCUGAGCAUUUGGUGGUACAUAUUUUGGGAUGAUCUAUGGAGGCGCAAUUACGAAACGAUGAGCGCCUUGCGGACCUAUGCAUCUGACUUUGAUCCACACUAUCUCUCAUCGAUCGCAUACAAACCGCUCCCAAGGCCUGCGCUUGAGGCAUUCCUUGCUCAACGAGGCCUCUUACAUCGAGUACCCAAAUGGGGAGACUUCUUCACUGCCGGAUUCCUGAACAAGAUGUACGUAAGAAUGAACGACAUAAUCUUUCACGGGUCUUCCGAGGCCGACGUGCUGCAUUUAGGAGAGGACACCUCGGAGCUCGACAUGGAAGAGGUUGACGUGCACACCUUGCUGCAGCCAUCCACGUUGGGAACCGGAGCCGGCACUGACUACGACGAUUCAUCCAUCCGCGCUCGACCUGUUUACCGAUGGGAGGGCAUACUGGAGGAUCCUGUCCGUAGUGAGAAGGCGAAGCAUCGUUCACUGCUGAGGAAACUGGCGGUCUGGUUUGGCGUCAGUCCCUUUUGGCGACCAGGGUUGCCGUCUGAAGGUAUAUCGUUGGAUGUACGGUUGGAGAAUGGCCGGUAUAUUCUGUUCGAGGAUGCACAGUACGGUUGGGCAAAGGACGACCUCGAGAUGAAGGCAUCACAAUUUUGUUGUCACAUCUGAUGCUCUUAAAUGCAAUACCGAAUAUUGUACCAGCGUGACAGGAGGGGGCACUGUACUCUGAGAUGGGAAGCAUUGGGGCG